AUGCUGUCUCUUGUUCUCCUUGGAGGAAGUGCGGUGGGGAAGAGCUCGGUGGGGAACACAAUCUUAAGACGGAGAGUGUUUGCGUCUCGCCCGUCUCUGAGACCUGUGACGACCCGCAUCGAAGAGGGCACCGAGGAGGUGUGUGGACGACAGGUCUCUGUGGUGGACACGCCUGGGAUCCUGAACCCCGGGGCCCUAGAUCUGAUCCAGCCUCUGUGCGCCCAGUAUCUCCUCCAGCCAGACUCUGUGGUGUUCCUGGUGGUGCUGAAGGUGGACCGGAUGUCCUCUGAGCAGAGCCAGGCCCUGCAGAGGACCAUGGAGCUGUUGGGGAACGGGGCCAUGGAGCGCAGUCUGCUGCUCUUCACCUACGGAGCCUCCUUACAGGUGAAUCUCACUGAUGCCCAUCCCAGGGUCAGUCUGGAGAAGGUCUGA
Knipowitschia caucasica is the source of this 432-nucleotide messenger RNA. Lineage: Eukaryota; Metazoa; Chordata; Actinopteri; Gobiiformes; Gobiidae. The record is from the annotation of a GenBank genome assembly.